Sinocyclocheilus grahami is the source of this 1502-nucleotide messenger RNA. RefSeq names its product neurturin-like. The record is from RefSeq and is a predicted model, not a curated record. The transcript has 3 exons. Gene Ontology annotation, molecular function: glial cell-derived neurotrophic factor receptor binding; receptor tyrosine kinase binding; growth factor activity. The coding region runs from base 1 to 642 and encodes 213 amino acids. Lineage: Eukaryota; Metazoa; Chordata; Actinopteri; Cypriniformes; Cyprinidae.
AUGGCCACACCUGCUCGAUGUCACCUGAGAAACUGGAAGGUGAUGCUGCUUGUGUUUGUAUGUCUUCUGGGUCUCGUUGAUGGACAUUUCCUUCAGGAGGAGAAAGAAGAACCCCGUCCUAGCAAGCUGAGAGCCUCUUCAACCUCUGCAGAACAUCCAGGACCGCAGAAAGCUCUAGAUGAGUGGCAGAGCAGAGCACCAUGGGCACGACUGCAUGAUUCGUCCCUGGCCGAGGAAGGAGAGGGUCAUCGGAUCCGGUGGCAGCGUUCCUCUACAAACAGCUCCAGUUCACAGAAAUCUCAGAGGAACCGUAAGGAACGGCGCAACCGCAAGCGAGGCCGGAGCAGCCAGGACUGCCGUUUGGAGAGAAAAGAGAUGAAGGUGCGUGAUCUGGGCCUCGGCUACGACUCGGACGAGAUCGUGCUGUUUAAGUACUGCGCGGGGACGUGCAUGAGCGCCCGUAAGAACUACGACCUGGCCCUGAAGGUGCUGACAGAUAACGGCAGUAUUCCAAGCCGCAAGGUGAGCACUCACCCCUGCUGCAGACCCACACGCUUCGAGACCAUCUCUUUCAUGGACGCCCAGACGAGUUGGCAGACCAUCAAAUGGCUUUCAGCAGCCAACUGCAGCUGUGUGGGAUGAGAGAAGCCCAGGAGAUGCAGCCGGUAAAAUCAAUCCAAAGCUCCGGUAUAGAAAGCGAGGAAAUUCCAGUGCAAGGAAUCGGAUGCAGCGCUCCUGAUGAUGCACUACAAACCCAGCGAAUCUGCUACCAUCAGCACGGGAGCCACAGGAAUACAGGACGUCCUGCAGGGAGACAGUCGGAAACCGUAGGGAUUUGCAUCAUGUGACAUCAGAGAGCUAAAAACUGUUCCUGUGAAGCGAGUCGUCAGAUUCCUGCUCCAGACUGCAUGGAAAGUUUGUGAAAAGUAACUUGAAGGCCUACAUUUCACAUGAUCUGCCUCUAGGCAUUAUGAGAUUGAGAAACUGGAGAUGUUUUAAGAACGUGGAUACCAUGAAGUUUCAUUAUAACAGAACAGAAGGUGCUUUUAAUUCACUUAUCAGCUUAGCAUGUGUGUUUAAUAUACACAUACUUUCCUUAAGCCAUGUGCACAUUACAAGACUGAAGCACGUCACCUUUUUAUUCUUGUGUGUAGUCUACAACAAAAAGUUCCAGGUGUUUUGCAGACACAGGCCAAACAUUUGUUCAUGCAGCGGAGUUUGCAGGCCGGCUCUGAAUGCUAAGUGGUGGAUUUCUGCAUCAGCUCUUUAUAAUGAUGAAAUCGUGCUCGGUUACACUGCAUGUCUGGACAUAUGCCCAGUUAUAACACUCUCUUCCAUCAUCUGAUCAUCAUUAGAUUAAUUACUGCUGCCAUGAUCGCUAAAAAAUGUACACAAACUAUUUUUAACUCUUUUCAACUCUUUUCACUUUGAAACAAAAUUCCGCCUGCUUUCCAUAAGCAGUGCACGUGUUGAAUUUUGUGAAUAAUGCUGUAAUGUCUAUA